AUGAGCGUGCUUUUAGAGACCUCCCUGGGCGACAUCGUAAUUGACCUGUUGGUCGACGAUGCACCCAAGGCGUGUGACAACUUCUUGAAGCUAUGCAAGCUCAAGUACUACAAUUUUUCGCCCAUCCACAGCGUCCAAAAGAAUUUCACCUUCCAAACCGGCGACCCGCUUGGCCCUGACGCACCCGAGAGUGAUGGAGGAUCUUCAGUAUGGGGUCUGCUGGACGGACCGUCGAAACGAACAUUCCCACUCCAGGUGUCGCGCAAGUUGAAACACUUGGAACGCGGUACGGUGAGCAUGGCGACAGUGCCGGCCAAGAACGACCCCGACCAACGGAUAGCCGCCAGUCAAUUCAUCAUUACACUUGGAGACAAUCUGGAUUAUUUAGAUGGCAAGGCCGUGAUUUUCGGCAAGGUUGUCGAGGGCUUCGACGUUCUGGAAAAAAUCAAUGACUCUUUUAUUGACGACAAAGGUCGACCGCUGAAGGACAUUCGCAUUCGUCACACCACUGUCCUUGACGAUCCCUUUGAUGACCCGCCAAAUCUGGUUGAACCACCUGAAAGCCCGCUACCCUCCAAAGCCCAAUUGGCCACGGUCAGAAUCGCGGACGAUGAGGACUUGGAUGAUGACAUGGAUGAAGAGGCUAUGGACAAGCUCCGUCGUGAGCGCGAGGCUCGCGCGCAGGCGCUGACAUUGGAAAUGGUGGGAGAUCUGCCAUUCGCCGACGUCAAACCGCCAGAGAAUAUUCUUUUUGUUUGCAAGCUCAACCCGGUCACACAAGAUGAGGAUCUGAAUCUGAUUUUCAGCCGCUUUGGAAAGAUCUUGUCUUGCGAGGUCAUUCGGGACAAGCGCACUGGCGACAGUCUACAGUAUGCCUUUAUUGAAUUCGAGGAACAGAAGGACUGUGAACAGGCCUAUUUCAAGAUGCAGGGUGUUUUAAUUGAUGACCACCGGAUCCAUGUGGAUUUCUCACAGAGUGUAUCCAAAUUAUCCGAAAGCUGGCGCAAUUCUACUGUCACCAAGCGCCGACAGAGAGGUGGAUUUGGUGGUGUUGAGGAUCUCGAAGCGAAACGCCAGUACCGAGAGCUGGAUGACGCGCCUGUUUAUGAAGAUGAUCCUAGAUAUGGGAUGAUGUUUGACAAGAACAAGAAAAGGGGCGCUCCAGCUCCGCCCCGCGAGGCUCCGCGGGAGGCCCCGUCAGAUCGUACUCGCGUUCGAGAUCGAGCAAGUCGAAGCCCUCGUCGAGAUAGAGAUCGAAACCGUCGAUAUAGUCGGAGUCGGAGUCCACGACGAGAUUCACGGAGAGAAGGCCGUUACCGACGAUAG
Molecule: messenger RNA, 1326 nt
Organism: Penicillium robsamsonii
Lineage: Eukaryota; Fungi; Ascomycota; Eurotiomycetes; Eurotiales; Aspergillaceae
Product: PPIL4 family peptidylprolyl isomerase
Exons: 4
Coding region: 1-1326 (441 amino acids)
Biological process (GO): protein peptidyl-prolyl isomerization
Cellular component (GO): nucleus
Molecular function (GO): RNA binding; peptidyl-prolyl cis-trans isomerase activity
Source: RefSeq, a predicted model, not a curated record